Molecule: messenger RNA, 1628 nt
Organism: Drosophila rhopaloa
Lineage: Eukaryota; Metazoa; Arthropoda; Insecta; Diptera; Drosophilidae
Product: thiamine transporter 1
Exons: 2
Coding region: 16-1311 (431 amino acids)
Biological process (GO): transmembrane transport; vitamin transport
Cellular component (GO): plasma membrane
Molecular function (GO): vitamin transmembrane transporter activity
Source: RefSeq, a predicted model, not a curated record
AUCGCAAUUUACGACAUGAAAAACUGGCUGAAGAUCUCGCUGCUGUUGUGCACGUUCGGGUUUUUCCGGGAACUUCGACCCUCGGAGCCCUACGUCACGGAGUAUUUGUCCUCGGACUACGGAAAUCUGACCUCGGAAGAGAUCUACCAGGAUGUGUACCCCCUGGGCACCUACAUGGUGCUGGCCCAGUUGGUCAUUGUGUUUCUCAUUACGGAUCUGGUCAGAUACAAGCUAGUUAUCGUGCUGUCUGCGCUGGCCGGGAUCGUGCUCUUUUCCCUGCUUAUCUGGACGGAAACCGUGAGGAUGUUGCAGGUUGCUCAGAUAUUCUUCGGGAUCUUCACUGCCGCGGAGGUGGCCUACUACACUUACAUGUACGCCAAGGUGGACAAGGAGCAGUACCAGAUCGUCACGGGUCACACCAGGGCUGCCAUUUUGAGUGGAAAAUUCCUGGGCGGCCUAUUGGCCCAAAUUCUGGUGUCCACCGAUAGCAUGAGCUACCGGCAGCUCCACUACAUAUCGCUGACCACGCAGGUCAUCUCCCUGGCGGUAUCCCUACUCCUCCCUGGAGUUCCCAGAAGCCUCUACUUCUAUGCAGCCUCCGAUAAAAGUCCCUCCGGUGGCGAGGAAACGGCCCCAACAUUCUCCUUUUCCAACGCGUGUCGGCUUUUGUGGUACCACCUCGUCUCUUCCUACUCCAAUCCCGUGGUGCUGCAGUGGAGUCUGUGGUGGGCACUGGCCACGUGCGGGCAAAUUCAGGUAAUCUCCUACAUCCAAUUCCUGUGGAAAGAGGUGGCCCCGGGUCACCUGAGCGUAUAUAACGGCGGAGUCGAGGCCGUGGCCACUCUGCUUGGAGCUAUCGGAGCUAUUUUGGCCGGCCUGCUCAACUCCAAUAAGCGACGUGGAUCCUACAUGAUGGGCAUAUCCAUAUGUGCUGCUGUCCUGGGAGCCCUGCUCAUCUAUGCUUCCCAGACGCAGGAGAUCUGGGUGGCCUAUAUAAACUAUGUACUCUUCUGCGCCGUCUUCUUCUUCAUCAUCACAGUGGCGGGUGCAGUGGUGGCCGAGAACUUGGUGGAGGACAGCUUCGGGUUGAUCUUCGGUAUUAACACCCUGGUGGGGCUGCUCCUUCAGACCAUUCUGACUAUUGUAGUGGUGGAGAAAGUUGGGCUAGCCCUGAAACCACGUGAUCAGUACGUGGUGUACGGCAGCUACUUCAUAGUUUUGGCUGGGAUCUACCUAAUAGGGUCUGUCUUGGCGAAAUUCUUCUGCAGAAGUAGCAACGCAAAUGAUAGUAACGAGGUUCCCUUAUCGUAGACUAGAAUGAAUUUAACACAAGUUUUAAUUAUUUAAAAACUAAAAUAAUUUCUCAAAGUGAAAGAAAAGAAAUCGACUAACAAGUGUCUAGUACUUAGUAGUAAGUAGUAUUUGCACAGGUAUUUUUUGGAAACGUGGAAUUUUCUUAUACGGGUGCCUCCUAGAACAACAUAAUUUAUAGAAUCCAUACUAAAUUCCAUACUUUAAAAUAACAUGUUUUAAGAUUGUAUAAACAGACAAAUUAACAUAACGAAUAUUUCAUUAAUUAUUAUUCUUUGUACCAUUCAUAGAAUGUAAAUACUUUUCAUUUGCUGCCA